UCCGGAAUCCCCCAAAAAAACAAAAGCCAAAAACUUAACCGUGUUCUUCAAUGGUUGGAGCACAGUGCCCUACUCUUUCAUAUCUCCUCCAAUUUUAUCGUUUUCAUCAUCCAAUCGCCUAAUUUCUCCCACCAAUCCACUACCCCUGAUUCUCGCCCACAGUUCACUCGCGCAGCCAUUUUCCCAUCCCCCAAUCAAUUUCCCCAUCACUUUUAUCUUCAUUUCCCGCCGAUAAUGCUCUGUUUUCGACUCCAAAUCAGUUCCCCACUCUAUUUUCUCAUCAAUCCACACCUUUUCCCGGGAAAAUGUUACGUUUUCUCAUCUGGGUCAUGCCGAUUUCUCCUCUAUCUCCAUCGUCGCUGGGCCUGAAUUGAAACCCAAAUUUGAAACUCUUUUCUUUCACUUCGUUGAAGAUAAAGAGAUGGCGGGUGAGGCGGCGCCGUCGAGAAAUGUUCUGUUUGGGAAAUACGAAAUGGGGCGGCUAUUAGGGAAAGGGACCUUUGCUAAGGUCUAUUAUGGAAGAAACUUGGUGACCCACGAGAGCGUCGCAAUUAAAGUGAUCCUCAAGGAGAGGGUGAAGAAAGAGGGGCUUCUGGAUCAAAUCCAGCGAGAAAUCUCCGUCAUGGGCCUGGUUCGUCACCCCCACAUCGUGGAAUUAAAAGAAGUAAUGGCGACGAAAUCAAAGGUUUACUUUGUGAUGGAGUACGUUAGUGGCGGCGAACUGUUUGUGAAAUUGUCUAAACAAGGAAAACUGACGGAGGACGCAGCCAGAAAGUACUUUCGGCAGCUCGUCUCCGCCGUCGACUUCUGCCACAGCCGCGGCGUCUCGCACCGGGACUUGAAGCCGGAGAAUCUCCUUGUCGAUGAGAAUGGGAAUUUGAAGGUCUCCGAUUUUGGCCUCUCCGCCCUGCCGGAGCAGCUCCGAGUCGAUGGUUUGCUCCACACGCGGUGCGGGACGCCGGCAUAUGUGGCGCCUGAGGUGCUCCGAAAGCGCGGAUACGACGGCGCCAAGGUAGAUAUCUGGUCUUGUGGGGUGAUCCUGUAUGUUUUGCUUGCUGGGGCUCUGCCAUUUCGAGCUGAUAAUGUGAUGAAGCUGUAUAGGAAGAUUUUCAAGGCCGACUUCGAGUUUCCCCCAUGGUUUUCUUCGGAAUCCAUGGAAAUGAUCUCCAAGUUUCUUGUUGUUGAUCCAGAGAAUAGAGUUUCAAUGCCAGAGAUAAUGCAAAGUCCUUGGUUUCGAAACGGCUUCUCAAAGCCAAUUUCAUUCAGUGAGAAAGAUGAAUUCAACAAUGAAAUCUCUGAACUGGGGAACCCCAAGUUAUCUUCUCCUCCAUUUUACAAUGCCUUUGAGUUCAUUUCCACAAUGUCCUCUGGUUUUGAUUUGUCAAGCUUGUUUGAGAGCAAGAAGAAAUCAGGGUCCAUUUUCACUUCAAAGUGCUCUGCCUCGGCCAUUGUAGCCAAGCUUCAGUCUCUGGCUCAGAAGGUGAAUUUCAAGGCCACUAAUCUGAAGGAGUGCAAGGUGAGGCUGCAGGCGAAGGAGGAGGGGAGGAAAGGGAAGCUGACAGUCACAGCGGAGGUUUUCGAGGUGGCACCGGAGCUGGCAGUGGUCGAGUUCUCGAAGUCGGCCGGGGACACUCUGGAGUACAACAAGUUCUGUGAGAAGGAUGUGAGGCCUGCACUGAAAGACAUAGUUUGGAGCUGGCAAGGGGAGAGUGAGGGCCUCUAAUGGUUGAUUUGGAAUCUCUGAAAAAUGAGCAUUGAAGAAGAAGCCAUUCUCGUGAUGGAUGUAGAUAAGUUUUUGUGUGAAGUUUGUUUUUAGUUCACAAAUCUAAGGGUAAGAGAUCUCAUUUUCAACUUCGAGAAAGGUAAUAGAUACUUUAUCUAUUUAGCUAUGUUUGAAUCAACUAAAAUCUGUCAGUGUUUUCGGAUAUGAAUGGUUUAGUUAGAUUAGAAGCUAGUUGGAGUUGAUAGCUAUGUGUUUGAAAUUGGUCAACUUUGUAAAUACUUGAAAGGAUUUGCUUGUAAAAUACCUGGACUUUGUGAGAGAGUAAUUGGUUUAGUAGUUUUGACCAGUCUCAUGAUGUGGGCUUUGACAAUUUGUACCUUCUCUAAUGCUUUUGGGACUUGUGUAUAAAUUUUUGUGACAUGUAAUGGUUAGAAAGAAUGCAUUUCCUAUCAAA
Molecule: messenger RNA, 2177 nt
Organism: Momordica charantia (bitter melon)
Lineage: Eukaryota; Viridiplantae; Streptophyta; Magnoliopsida; Cucurbitales; Cucurbitaceae
Product: CBL-interacting serine/threonine-protein kinase 5
Biological process (GO): protein phosphorylation; signal transduction
Molecular function (GO): ATP binding; protein serine/threonine kinase activity
Source: RefSeq, a predicted model, not a curated record